AUGCUUGUCAAGAAAGAAUCUUCGCCUUUAGAGGGCGAGUCUGGUAUGAAAACGGCAACAACCGAGAGCCCGCAGAGCUCACGAGAUGAUCAACCGUUCAAAACACCACCUGAAAGACUAGCACCACCCACACCAAUUCUCACACCUGCACCACCUGCAACAUUUGCACCGCCCAUCCCACAGACAAACAUGCCCACAACUGCACCCAAACAAGCCCAGGCCCAAGACCCCUAUUUCACAUACAAAAGAAACUGUCGUCUGGCUUGGAUAGGGUAUCUUGGACUCCUCAACAAAGUCAAACUGCGCGAGGGGCCCGAUGGGCUGCCCUGCUUCAUCGGCAUGCCGCCCGAGUAUUCAACAUCCAGGAUUAGCCCCAAUGCCCUAGAGAGGCUCCAGAAAGAGGCGAUGGGGGACCCGAGAAACUCAUUUAUUUGUCUCCAAGACGUUCUCACCAUACUACGCAAUCGACCUCUACAUACCCAUCUUGUGUGGCAUGCCAUGCAACUAAAACUCGUUACGCCAAGCGGAAUCAGUGUCUUCCUCGCAGACCGAAAUCAUCUGAAAUACUGGGAGGCAGCAGGGUCAAGAAAUGUCCUGGCUCUCCUCAACACGGAAAGUUCAGUACAGGGAGUCCCGAAAGAUGCCCUAACCUACCAGGCAAUUCUACCCGCCAUGAACCGCCUCGUUGGAAUCCGUACCUUGGAAGAAGACCCCGCCAGCUUCCCAAGCUACGUCCCCGCCAUGGCCUCAUUCGAAAGAGCCAUCUGGAAAGGUCAAAAGGCAGAAGACCUUACCCAGCGCCGGCAGUGGGGAAGGAUGGCCCUCCGGGCCCUUCGAAAGUUCAUGGACAGCCAGAAGAACGAAGAGAUCAUUGAGAGAAUGAUGCAGUUUCGUCGGCAUUACGAAGCACUCGUGGCAGCCGAGAAACAGUAA
Fusarium sp. VM40 is the source of this 933-nucleotide messenger RNA. Lineage: Eukaryota; Fungi; Ascomycota; Sordariomycetes; Hypocreales; Nectriaceae. The record is from the annotation of a GenBank genome assembly.